Messenger RNA from Hevea brasiliensis (rubber tree), 1757 nucleotides. RefSeq names its product cytokinin riboside 5'-monophosphate phosphoribohydrolase LOG3. The transcript has 7 exons. The record is from RefSeq and is a predicted model, not a curated record. Gene Ontology annotation, cellular component: cytosol; nucleus. NCBI's taxonomy places the organism in Eukaryota, Viridiplantae, Streptophyta, Magnoliopsida, Malpighiales, Euphorbiaceae. Bases 100 to 762 code for a protein of 220 amino acids. Gene Ontology annotation, biological process: cytokinin biosynthetic process. Gene Ontology annotation, molecular function: hydrolase activity, hydrolyzing N-glycosyl compounds.
AGAUUCUUAUUGUAUUUUGAUUUUUUUUUUUUAAGAUUGUUUUGGCAAUAGGCCAGCCCAAGUAUUUUUCAAGAGGAAUAGUUGCACCGCAGAGUGAAAAUGGAUGUUGAGGGCACUGAAAUGAGGCAGACAUCUAAGUUCAAGAGGAUUUGUGUGUUCUGUGGGAGUAGUCAAGGCAAAAAGAGUAGCUACCAAGAUGCUGCAACUGAGCUUGGCAAGGAAUUGGUCUCAAGGAACAUUGAUCUGGUCUAUGGAGGGGGUAGCAUAGGUUUGAUGGGAUUGGUAUCUCAAGCUGUUCACGAUGGCGGUCGCCAUGUUAUUGGAGUUAUUCCCAAGACGCUCAUGCCUCGAGAGUUAACUGGUGAAACAGUGGGGGAAGUGAAGGCAGUGGCAGAUAUGCAUCAAAGGAAGGCAGAGAUGGCUAAGCAUUCAGAUGCUUUUAUUGCCUUACCAGGUGGUUAUGGGACUCUUGAAGAGUUACUUGAAGUGAUAACCUGGGCUCAACUAGGAAUUCACGACAAACCGGUGGGAUUGUUGAAUGUUGAUGGAUACUACAAUUCUUUGCUCUCAUUUAUUGACAAAGCUGUGGAAGAGGGAUUUAUAAACCCCAAUGCUCGCAACAUCAUUGUCUCUGCUCCAACAGCAAAGGAGUUGGUAUUGAAAUUGGAGGAGUAUGUCCCCUGUCAUGAGAUGGUUGCUUCGAAAUUGAGAUGGGAAAUCGAUCAGCUUGACUACUCUCAGAAUUAUAAUAUCUCAAGGUGACACGGGGGGAUGACUGCACUAAAGGAUGAAUAGAAGGAAUUUUGAAGUGAGAAGGUGCUAAUUUUGGAUGAUCUUGAAAUUUCCAUUUGUGGGGAAAUUUCUCUUUUUUUUUUUUCUUUUUGUAAAUUGUUGCAAUUAACCUCAAUAUGUUAAGCUUCUCAACAUUCCCUUCUAGUGAAAAAUAUGAAUUUCAGUCUUGUGAACAUCCCCAUUUUGCAUGAUAACUAUCUUUCCCUUCCCAUUUUUCCCCCUUUAUGUCCAUUUUCUUUUCAUCUUACCCAUGGUAGCAUGAUUUUAUGAAAUGGAGGAUACUAUUCUUAUGAUGUUGGUAUAUAUGUCACAAUAAGAACCAAUAUGCCUUAUAUGAAAGCUAGAACAAAAGGUCAAUGUGAAUGGUGGAAGCACCACACAUAAUCCAAUAGAACAGCAACAAGAAUCCCAUAAGGAGCUAAGUGUCAUUAAUUAAGAGUAGAUAAAGGGUACCAGGUAAUGCAAUUCUUGUUUGCCGCUGUAAAGAUUUUGUGGACCGUAGACAACAGACAGGCCUAACUCAACCAACGAUAAAUAACGGUAGGUGGUGGGUCAGGGGGUGUUUAUUGGAAUGGAAAAGAGAAACCAAGAAAGGGGACCUCCUUGCUUUGUUUGAGUCUUUAGAGAAAGAGGUGAGGUACCCUCACAUACCGUCCAACCAAUCAGACAAUGACAAAUGUUCUUGGUCCCACAAAACAAACGGUAGACAAUGGUGGAGAUGCCAUGGUGAUGAAGGGUUUAAGACAAUGAGGUGAUGGAUUGGUACCCUAUCAGUUUGGUCUGCCCAGUUGUGUUUAGCAACAAAUGUUUGUGGUUGAUAGGACUGAUUUAUAACGUCUGGUCUUGAUGAUGAAGAUCAUGUAUAUGUAUAUUCAAAAGCAUUUGUUAACAUUAACAACGAAUGUGUAAAACCUUGAAAUGACCUUGAAAUAAAUUGAAUCGACUAGACUAAUCUUGUCAAGUCA